This is a messenger RNA of Durio zibethinus, 1378 nucleotides long. NCBI's taxonomy places the organism in Eukaryota, Viridiplantae, Streptophyta, Magnoliopsida, Malvales, Malvaceae. The record is from RefSeq and is a predicted model, not a curated record.
UUGAGAAAUUAUCCUUCUUGAUAUACUUGAAUCUCUCUCACAAUCACUUUGAAGGACAAGUGCCAACGAAAGGAGUUUUCAGUAAUGCAACAGCAAUUGCACUAACUGGUAAUGAUAGGCUUUGUGGGGGAAUUGCUGAAUUGAAUCUGCCAAUAUGCCACUUUAACGAGCCCAAGAAAUAAAAAGGAACUGUUCCACUCAAACUAAUCUUGAUUGUUUGUGGGGUUCUUGGAAUUCUUUUGCUAUCAUCACUCAUUUUCUGUUGGUUGAGGAAAAGAGGAGUAAUAAAAGCAGAGCCUUCAUAGGCUUCCGCGUGGGAAAUUCAAUUUUGAUGGUUUCUUUUCAGGAACUCCUCAAAGCUACCGAUGGAUUCGCUUCAGCCAACUUAAUUGGCGAAGGAUGCUUUGGGCGCGUUUACCGAGGAAUUUUAGAUCAAAACCAGGAGCGAAAUGUAAUUGCGGUGAAGGUGAUGAAUCUACUAGAACAAGGUGGUUCCAAGAGCUUCCUCAAAGAAUGUAAAACAUUGAGAAAUGUCAGGCAUCGUAAUCUUGUCAGGAUAAUAUCUGCUUGCUCUGGUAUUGAUUUUCAAGGCAAUCCUUUCAAAGCCCUUAUGUAUGAGUUCAUGCCCAAUGGAAGUUUAGAAGGAUGGUUGCAUGCAACAAAAGAAGCAAAUACCAUUGAACAUGGAGAACCAAAGAUCUUAAACUUUCCUCAAAGACUAAACAUUGCAAUUGAUGUGGCCUCAGCACUUGAUUACCUCCAUCAUCACUGCGAGGUGCCUGUAGUUCAUUGUGAUUUGAAGCCAAGUAACAUUCUGCUUGACCAUGACAUGGUUGCUCAUGUAGGAGACUUCGGACUAGCCAGGUUUUCCCCAAAAUCCAUCAACAAUUCUUGUGGAAAUUCUACAAGCACUCUUGGUCUAAAGGGAACCGUAAGUUAUGCUGCACCAGUUAAAUUAAUAUAUCUACUUAUAAUAACCCUGAGCCAAAGUGGGAUAGAAGCUGGAAAACUAAUGCUCUUAAUCUUAAAAUGUAAAUCUUUCAUAACGAUUUGUUGGGCAGCAAGAUUUAAAUUGGUAAUAAUUCCUAUUUUUGGGCAGAGUAUGGCAUUGGAACAGUGGCAACAACAAGCAAGGACAUGUACAGCUUUGGAAUACACCUGCAGGAAAUGUUCACAGCAGCAGAAAUCCAAGGAGAGCAAACAUGGAAGAAACCAAAAAGAAAGAGUACCUGAUUUCCAUCUUGGGAGUUGGAAUUGCUUGUUCCGUUGAAUCACUCAAAGAUCGCAUGGACAGUGUCAAUGCGUCCAAGCUACUGCAUUCUAUCAGGGACAAAUUUCUAGGGACCGGAAUCCGGACACAGAGAAACACGUAUUUAGA